This is a messenger RNA of Tupaia belangeri chinensis (Chinese tree shrew), 3583 nucleotides long. It is a transcript of the gene MXD1, whose product is annotated as MAX dimerization protein 1. Bases 455 to 1180 code for a protein of 241 amino acids. The transcript is spliced from 6 exons. Lineage: Eukaryota; Metazoa; Chordata; Mammalia; Scandentia; Tupaiidae. The record is from RefSeq and is a predicted model, not a curated record. Gene Ontology annotation, molecular function: DNA-binding transcription factor activity, RNA polymerase II-specific; RNA polymerase II cis-regulatory region sequence-specific DNA binding; protein dimerization activity. Gene Ontology annotation, biological process: negative regulation of transcription by RNA polymerase II.
AGGGGCCCAGCUGCGGGGUCGGGGCACGCAAGCCGCUCCGGGGGUGGUUGAAGGCGCCGAGAGCGCGACCGCGAGCCCUCUCAACCCCUCCAGCUCUCUCCACGUUCGGUCGGAAGAGAGGCCACUGGUGCCCCAAAAGCAAUGAAUGGGGGUGGGAAAGGGGCUGCCGCCCCCAGGUUCCCAAGCGCCUCCCCUCCCUACCCGCUAGCGAGUGAGGUGCCCGCGGGAGCCCCCUCAGCCAGUCCCGUCUGGUUUACCUCACCCGGGUUGGUCCCAGUCUGUUCCCAAGUGGGCUGGGGAACCCUCUCCCGGGCGGAGGAGCAGCACCUCCCCUGGUGUUUGUCCCGCACCUUCGCCUGGGGCUGGUCCCACUCAACACCAUACCAACCUGCUGGAUGUUGCCGGUGGGAAACAGGCUCCGAGAGCUUAGCCACUUGCUGUGUCUGUCUCAACAAUGAGCAGCUGGAAUCCUCCCUACACCUGCUCCGAACUGAGGGCAUUCACACAGUUAAAAGAAAAAAAAUCAUUGUUCUCAGAAUUCCACCUUGCUCCAUUUAGUUAUUUCUACAAUAUUCUUUUAAAGAUAAAAGCUGAGCAUGGUUAUGCCUCCAUGUUACCAUACAAUAACAAGGACAGAGAUGCCUUAAAACGGAGGAACAAAUCGAAGAAGAAUAACAGCAGUAGCAGAUCGACUCACAAUGAAAUGGAGAAGAAUAGACGGGCUCAUCUUCGCUUGUGUCUGGAGAAGUUGAAGGGACUGGUGCCCCUUGGGCCUGAAUCAAAUCGACACACUACAUUGAGUUUAUUAACAAAAGCCAAAUUGCACAUAAAGAAACUUGAAGAUUGUGACAGAAAAGCCGUCCACCAAAUAGACCAGCUUCAGCGAGAACAGCGACACCUGAAGAGGCAGCUGGAGAAGCUAGGCCUGGAGAGGAUCCGCAUGGACAGCAUCGGCUCCACUGUUUCCUCAGAGCGCUCCGACUCCGACAGGGAAGAAAUCGAUGUCGACGUGGAAAGCACAGACUAUCUCACGGGUGACCUGGACUGGAGCAGCAGCAGUGUGAGUGAUUCCGAUGAGCGGGGUAGUAUGCAGAGCCUCGGCAGCGACGAGGGCUACUCCAGCUCCAGCCUCAAGAGAAUAAAGCUCCAGGACAGUCGCCAGACCUGUCUGGGUCUAUAAGAAAGCGUGGUCACCAUGACUGCCCCCUCACUGGUUCUCCCUGUCGGAUCGGAUUAGGUAGUGUAUUGGACCUGCCCACAAAGCCCUUGCACGUAAACGUCAGCAUACCACUUUACCAAAAGCAGCUUUGUAAACGUUUUCGAGGAAGUGCUUAGGAUUGUGGGCUUCUGAUUGCAUCCACUAGCUUCUCUCUUUCUCUCCAUAAAAAUUCGUCUCUGAGAGACUGUACAUUCCAAUCAAUUGAAGCACCCAAGAAUGCUUAGACCGAAUAAGCAAUGUCCCCAUCUCUGCAAUUCCGCUGCCCCCUUUACUGUCCUCGUGUAGUCUACCAGACCUUUCUUACAGUUUUCUGGCUUACUAUGUUACUUGCCUAGGAGAAAUGUCAGAGUGUGUCUUGUGCUUAGGAAACUGAAGGAAACAACCUUUUAAAAAGUCGAGAUCCCGAUCUCAGAACUCCAAAGUAAGCUUUGAAAGCGGCAUUGAAGAGCACUUAACCAUGGACCUCACCUCCAGUGAGGAAGCCAGGAAUACCUCCAGAAAAUGCCCUUCCCACACAGCCCCUGCUCACCCCCAGCUCACCGCAUGUGGAUGGGAGCAGUAUUUCUCACUUUAAAGCGGGACACCUUGACGGUGUGUCUUUGGGGGUUACAUAGCUUAUCAAAGCCCCAGCCUUGUUUGUUCUCACAAACAAAAUGGUACAAUCUAUUUUUGCGUGACGUUCUUGGGGCCUUGCUGUGUACUGCUAUCUCCAGGCACAUUUCCCCCCAAAGUUUGGUAAUGCUACUUGUCUCUGGAACAUUUUUUUUUCCUACCUCAGAGAUAAAUGAGAUCUCCAUUUCCCACUUAACACGAAGUGAUUAUGCCUCCUCUCCUUUUCUUUUUCAUUUUUCCCAAAUAAAUGACAUUUGGUCCAGUUCUAAUCUAUUUUCCUAUUUAACUUUCAGCAAUAACUGAGCUUUGGCACUAGCUGAGCUAGUGUCUCUCGUCAGCGAAAGACAAGUCCACAUUUUUACUCUGCAUUGGAGGUGGACAAGAGGGGUUAGUACAGUGUUACUAGAACCCCUCUCCUUGUUGAUUAUUUUUGGACACACCCAGAGACUUCUUUAUGGAGGCUUUUGGGUCGAUAGUUUAAAAGGCUGAUCUUUCUUUUUGGUUAGGAUUUCUCCCUGAAGUGGUCUCCCACUUUGUAGCAUUUUUAUUUAAGCUAAAACAGAGCACAUGUAUAUGUACAUAAGACACAUUAAAUCUAUAAAUACUAUUUAUUCAUUUUAUAUAAACUAAUGUAAUGGAAAAUAAAUUCUUAUGACUUUGUGCUUUUAUAGAUGUUCUAGAAACUUUGUAUGUAGGUAUCUACAAAACUGGUCCAUUCCCCUCAAUAUUUUUGCAUUCAUAUUUUUGAGGUCUUGAUGUUUUCAGCCUCGGGAGAAUCUUUUUCAUUGAAUUUGAACCAUUUGUAAAAUCUGUGACGCUGAAGCCGAGUGUGUCACAAAAAGAUGAGAACAUUCCUAAAAUCCACAGACGCACGGCGACCUAAGGGCUCAAGGCUGACUCAGCAGCGGGCUGCCCAGGCCCCCCGCUGGCCUGCGGUCACUAGCACACCACAGCCUCGCAACUCACCCAGCGCCGCCACCUUCCACACAGCUGUCAAAUGCACUCUACACAGAAGCUCGUUCUGUACAGGAAGAGCGAUCUAAGCAAAGCAAGAUUACUUUUGUGUGUGUGGUGUUUUUUUUUUAAGCAAGUCUUUAUUAAAAAAAUAUUUUUUAAUCGGAAGUGGAUUUCCAAAUGAUUCCAAAGUCAUCUGUAAUUCUUCUGUUUUCUUUUUGUUCUGUUUUAUUUUUUCCUUCAUUUCCGCUUGGGGGGGAGGGGCAGGUGACACAAAAGUUGUUGUUGGUUUUUUUUUUUUUUUGUAUUGUUGGAAUCUUUUCCAAUAACCAGCUAAAGAUUUGCACUGAAAUACAACUUGUAUGCCUUUUGCAUUUUUAAAGCCUGCUUCCUGAAUUUAAGCAGAGUGAUAGUGUUCAAAGAGCCAGCUCAGCCUGUAAAAUGUUUGAAAAAGAUGUACCUGCACUUUGAGGUCCCUUUCGAAUGCCAUUCGCUAGACCUCUCACGCAUUUUGUUUAAUUGCUACAUCCAAGCGCCUCACAAGUCCACGAUGCUGGAUGCUGAACAGCAUCGAAAACUCAAGACUUUGCAAAAAGCUUGUGGGCUUGCCUUGGGGGAGGGAAGGGAACAAAAUUUGUGUACUCGUUUGUUUAAUUUAGGAAUAAGGCAUCUGAGAGAUGCCUUUAUUUUUUUUCUGUGUUUUAAUUGUUGUGCCUUUGAGUUAAACUGCAUUUUUGUCUUUUGGUUGAAAUCUGAAAUGUACUGUCCCAAUAUAAAACAGUAAUUAUUUGACCUUUG